Messenger RNA from Colletotrichum graminicola M1.001, 1677 nucleotides. RefSeq lists its product as uncharacterized. The transcript has a single exon. The coding region runs from base 1 to 1677 and encodes 558 amino acids. The record is from RefSeq and is a predicted model, not a curated record. Lineage: Eukaryota; Fungi; Ascomycota; Sordariomycetes; Glomerellales; Glomerellaceae.
AUGUUUCUCCAUUCGGGCGCCAGCCUUCAUGGCCACGAGUAUUCCAACAAGCCGGCCAACAAUGGCCCUCAACCUGCACGUAGACGGAGCCUCCUUCGAUCCUCGCUAGGCGCCUCACCACUCCCGCGGACUUCAUUUUCUGUAGACGAUGCCGAAACCACGACCCAGCGUAUCAACCGUCGUCUAUCAUACCAAGGGCCUGCAUCCCCUUCCCGUCCAAGUUUCCGUAGGAACCGGCCUGUUUCUGAUCUCUCACCGCGAAAAGACCUUGUCGUGCGCUUCGAGGAAGAGCCGACCGUGGUGCGGGAAGAGACAAACGUGCUCGACGGCGUCAGCGAGGACGAGUGCAGCCUGGUGUCGGGAGUAAGCGAUACGAGCACUGUCGUCGGGUCCAAGAGAUCAAGAAGAGCCGCGAGGCAAACCACAAAUUACCUUUUGGCGUACCCGCCGCCCAAGCUUCGGACAAAGCAGCGCCGAUUCGUUCAGAUUCGUCCGCGCCUCCUGCUUCAGCUGCAGCAACUAUCCAACGACAAGCGGCCAAUGCCAGCCAUCGACGUCCUCCCUUCAAGCAUGAUUGCCGGCACCGUCAUCCUGCCUCGCCUGGCGCGACGAUUCCCCAAGAUGUUCAGGGUCAAGGGACAAUUGGGCAUGAAUGGCCUCAUUCUGACCAGGAGUGAGGAUUACGACACCCCCGCCGACGACUCGGACAGCGACGAGAAGGACCUGGACACGAGGGAUUUGGUGGCUGUCAUCUCGCCAGUAGAGCGCAGAGAAGGCGAAAGGAGAGACUCGUCGGACCAGACAGAAAUCGUGCUGGCGGAUGGAUCUGUGUGGACGGCCACUCAAACGAGCAACGGAUCGUACGACUUCGUACACGUCGACGAGGCGGGUCGGACGACGACAGCGCGAUGGGCUAGACGCAAUGCUAGACCGCUAUCAACGGCUACCUGCGCAGCCGUCUCGAAACCUGCGCCGGCCUCGGAAUACAAGUUCACGUUCAGCAUCCUCGACCCCGAGCUUCGGCGGCAUCCCGUCAUGGCGACUCUGACCCCAGCCAACCUCGAGAUCCUCGACAACUACACGACUGUAUCGCAAUCAUCCGCUCGCUAUCCUCCUACGAGACCAUUGAGCACAGACCUCUGUGGCGAUGACGAACCUUCGUCCCCUCCAUCUCCAGCUCUCUCAAUGACGAAGCGCGAAACGCACCCGGUCGACGAAGCCACCAGAACCCUGAUCACAGCUAGCUCGGUUUGGGUCUCUCUCCGCCACGGCCAAGGCUGGGCCUCGGUACCACCGCCGGCGGCUUCGGCCAACCAACGCCCAAUGCACUCACGCUCUGUCAGCAGCAACAGCCUGUGCCGGACUCGGGCCUCAACCUUUCCUGUGACGUCAACGGAGAUGGGGUACAUCACGUCUCCGCCUCUGGCGCAACAGCAGGUCAUGGCCCAGCUGGCGCCAGUCAUGCCUAAGAGGACAUACUCGUCAGGCGCGGCCUUCAUGCAGCGGCGCCAGAGCAAACUCGGAAGCGAGUCGGUCACGGCUGACCAGGCCAUGGAGACAUGUGACAUGGGAGGGCUCGAGAAAGUAAUGGAGCCCGUGCCGAUGAAGAGAAGUCUCACAAGGAGAAUCCGCGAUUGGGGCCAUCGGCUCACGGUGCGGAAGACGGCAACCGCAUAA